This is a messenger RNA of Hipposideros armiger (great roundleaf bat), 5665 nucleotides long. It is a transcript of the gene DCP1A, whose product is annotated as decapping mRNA 1A. Gene Ontology annotation, molecular function: mRNA binding; enzyme activator activity. The record is from RefSeq and is a predicted model, not a curated record. Gene Ontology annotation, cellular component: P-body. Gene Ontology annotation, biological process: positive regulation of catalytic activity; deadenylation-independent decapping of nuclear-transcribed mRNA; deadenylation-dependent decapping of nuclear-transcribed mRNA. The coding region runs from base 87 to 1829 and encodes 580 amino acids. The transcript is spliced from 10 exons. Lineage: Eukaryota; Metazoa; Chordata; Mammalia; Chiroptera; Hipposideridae.
CUGACGCACUGGGGGAAAUUUGCCUCUAAGGCACCUUCCUGUCCGCGACUCCGCCCCGCCGGAGGGGCUCGGCUCCGGAAAUCAAGAUGGAGUCGCUGAGUCGAGCUGGACAGCAGAUGAGCUUAGCGGCCCUGAAGCAGCAUGACCCGUACAUCACCAGCAUCGCAGACCUCACGGGCCAGGUCGCUCUAUACACCUUCUGCCCCAAGGCCAACCAGUGGGAGAAGACUGAUAUAGAAGGGACCUUAUUUGUAUAUCGACGGUCAGCAUCCCCUUACCAUGGUUUUACUAUUGUGAAUCGAUUGAAUAUGCAUAAUCUGGUUGAACCAGUGAAUAAAGAUUUGGAAUUUCAGCUCCAUGAACCAUUUCUUCUGUAUAGAAAUGCAAGCUUGUCAAUAUACAGUAUCUGGUUUUAUGACAAGAAUGACUGUCACCGCAUAGCCAAACUCAUGGCCCAGGUGGUAGAAGAAGAGACACGGCGGUCCCAGCAAGCUGCUCGAGAUAAGCAGAGUCCCAGCCAGGCCAAUGGCUGCAAUGACCACAGGCCCAUCGACAUCCUGGAGAUGCUAAGCAGAGCCAAGGAUGAGUAUGAAAGGAAUCAGAUGGGCGACUCAAAUAUUUCCAGCCCUGGGUUACAGCCAAGUACUCAGCUCUCCAAUCUGGGAAGCACCGAGACUCUAGAAGAGACGCCAUCCGGGCCCCAAGAUAAGUCUGCUCCAUCUGGACACAAACAUCUGACAGUGGAAGAAUUAUUUGGAACCUCUUUGCCAAAGGAACAGCCAACAGUUGUGGGUCUGGAUUCUGAAGAAGUGGAGAAGCUGCCAGGAGAUGCCUCCCAGAAAGAGCCCAGCUCCUUCCUCCCAUUCUCCUUCGAGCAGUCAGGAGCGGCGCCGCAGUCAGAAGGCCUGGGUGUCCACCCAGCUGCCCACCACUCAGUCCAGCCGGAAGCCACCACCCCAGUGCUCAUCACUCCUGCCUCCAUCACACAGUCCAUUGAGAAGCCGGCCCCAAGCUAUGCAAUGCCGCUGCACCCUGGGCUCAGUCCCACUCUGCCAGCAGAAGCUCCUACUGCACAGGUUCCCUCCAGCUUACCCCGAAACAGCACCAUGAUGCAGGCGGUGAAGACCACACCUAGACAGAGGUCUCCACUCCUGAGUCAGCCCGUCCCUGAGCUGAGCCACACUAGUCUGACUGCCAGCCAGAGCCCCUUCAGGGCCCCACUGAGCGUGACAAACACCUCUAGUACAUCCCUCCCAAGCGUUGAUCUUCUCCAGAAACUCAAGUUGACCCCACAGCAUGACCAAACACAGACACAGCCGCUUGGGAAAGGUGCAAUGGCACCCAGCUUUUCUCCAGCAGCCGGCCAGCUGGCCACGCCUGAGAGCUUUAUAGAGCCUCCCCCUAAGACAGCAGCAGCGAGAGCCUCCACCACCCUGAGCAGCAUGGUGCUUGCUCCCCUUCAGUCUAUGCAGCAAAACCAGGAUCCUGAAGUCUUUACCCAGCCUAAGGUGUUACCUACUGCCAUCACGGUUGCAGGACCCCCACUGGCUACUGCAACAACCACAGCCGUGUCUUCAGUCCUGCUGUCCCCGAGUGUUUUCCAGCAGACAGUUGCAAGGUCCACAGACCUGGAGAGGAAAGCAAGCUCCCCUUCUCCUCUAACCGUUGGAACAUCAGAAAGUCAGCGAAAGCCUUCCAUUAUUCUCAGCAAGUCUCAGCUCCAAGAUACAUUAAUACAUCUAAUAAAGAAUGACUCCAGCUUCCUCAGUACACUUCAUGAAGUCUACUUGCAGGUUCUGACCAAGAGCAAAGACAACCACAACCUAUGACUGGAGCAGCAAUCAUUCUGAACCCAGAAUGUCAGCCUCACAAACAAAUAGUCCUCAUGAUGGAAAAUUCUAAACAGAACAUUGAAUUUUGAGAAUCCUGAAAUUGAGCCUAUGAGAAAGAGACUCAUUCCUUAAGAAUGUUUUCCAAGUGACGUUCUCAGUGAUAAUGGAGGUUUCACUGUGAAGCAUCACCAGCAGACCUUUAUUUUGAAAAAACAAAAACAAAAAAAAAACAUGUUAAGUUGUGUGGAUGUUUUCAUCAGCUGUAAGCAAGUAUGCAAAAUAAGAAAUCUGAUUUUUAGCUGCUUUCACUUUCAAGGUCUUAAAGGGAAGAAGUGUCACCAGCCUUUCAGCAGUCUAGAGUUCAGCCCAGCUGCCACCCCUUACUCCCUUCUCCCCGCCAAAACCUGAGCAUUAGGCUGAUAGUCACAUUCUGAACAGAGCAGACAUCUGCUCUGUGUGAAGUAGCUUUGAGUUUUAUGGAUCAGAGUUUAAGUUGGCAAAUUAGGACUGUUUUGCUUAAGUGAAUUAUAUUUGCUAUGAAUGCCCCAUUUGGGCCUUUAAAGUUCUGAAAAUUUCUUAAUUGUGUUUUGAUUUUAAGUGUCCCCAGUGCUGCCAGCAGUAGGCUCCCAGCAUGGUGAUACCAUUUGAAUUAGGACCUUGUCAGCCCCAGUGGUGGUGGUGUGGGAGCAGGCAUGUCACACCUUUGAAACAAAGGCUGGGACUAGUAAAGCUCGAAUUCUAUCAGAAAUUUUCACUUUAACUCUUCAGUGGUUUUAAAAAUGUUACAUUUCGCCUUAUUUUCCUUUUCUGUCUAAACACAGACGUCAUUGUUGAUUGUUUUCUUUAACUCCUUGACAAAAGGACCAGUGGACCAAUCCAACAAAGCCAUUCUGGUUCCAAUCCUCAGUCUACUGAGAAGAAUAGUUUUAAAACUAUGCAGAAAAGGGAGCUGUUAUUCACACUGCCCUUACUUUAUUGUGGAAUAUGGAGUUAAAAACAGUGAAAUUCAGAACUUUACCAAUGUAUUCCUAGGCUGUGAAGACUUUUGCAGCCCAAAGUGUGAAAAUAUGUAAAGAUGCUUUGUUAUGCUGCUAUUAAUCUGCCAUGAUUUAUAUUUAUUCUUUUAUGGCAUGUAAUGGUGAUUAGUAAUAUUUUAAUGUAGAUUUUGAUUGAUUUCAGCAAUAGUAAUUUUAAGAUAAUUCUUUGAAUGACAGUGUCUUUAUUUCUAUAGUACAGGUCAUUUUGUAGUAUUUAACCAAUUAAGAUGCACUGCUUACUUUUCUGAGCACUAUUUAAUGACUGGGUAAAAACCCAAGUGGCUCAACCAGCUAGCAUAAGGAUUAGCUGUGAAUAAUGCUGACAGAUGUGAUGGUUCCUUGGGAACAAUCAUUUAAGCUUUAAUGGUAACUCAAUCAUAAGUCCAUAGAUUUUUUUCUAACUGAGAUUUUAGAAAAUCACUUGUGAAUUACAUACUUCUUUUAGUUUGGUCUUAGGGUUUUUUAGCAUAAAGAAUGCUUUGAUUGGCUUUUGUUUAUCUAAACAUGCUUCCUGGGCAACUUUUCUGCUUCUCAGUUUAGUGUCUUCUAUUACUGUCUACCUAGUUAUGUGUGAAUUAUGCAGAAGUUGUGGAAGCUUAUAAAUUCUCAUAUUCAGUUAGGAAUAGUUUGUUUUCAAAGGUAGUGUGUAAAUUCAGCAACCCAAAAUGAAUUGCUCGUGCAUCACCGGGAAAGAGAAUGUUACAGUAAGAUAAGAGUGUUACUGACACCAGGAGAUGGUGUCCAGGGAACCAUGACUGUUCUCAGAAAACAGUUGCACCAGUAGGUUUGAUCACACUCCAGAUCUAGUCUCAGUGGGCUUUGGUAGACAGAAGAGUCAAGGGAUUCUUGUUACAAUAGACGUUUGAAUUGAAAUGAUGAUUUGAGUAUGUAUAAUAUUAUGAGAGAGUUAAGAGAGAAUAUCCUGAAGAGGGUCUGUAAUCAAAUCUGCUAAUUUUCACCCUUUAACCCAAAGGAAUGAAUAUGAUAGACGGAAAAGAGAAUCUGUGAUAAGGUUUCCUUAAUGUGAAAAAUAAACUUUUAAGUGCCCAAGUUAUGGCGAGUUGAAAAGGGUAAGCCUGUUUCAACUCCCAAAUUUAUUUAUAUAUUCAAAGCAUUUAUUGAAAAUUCAGAAGCCAGAAGUUCACUAUCAUGAUUACCAGGAAGUUCAGGCCAGAAUGAGUCUCUAGAAGUCAGGCCAAGCCUGGAGAGUUGCAGUUGGAUGACGCUGGCCCAAAAGUCGCGGUUUAGUUGCCUUAUUCCUCGUUCAGGCUCACUGACCAGAACCUCAUGCUAGCUUACGUUGCAUGUUUACAUUGCUGCAGUGUCUUUACUGGAACCUUAAUUUUAAACCUUAGUUGAAUCAAAAUGGACACCAAAACAGAGAUGCUUAUUCCUAGGUUUUGCAGAACUCCAGGUGAGCUGCAUUUAGGCCACUCUCUAUCUUUGCGCCCAUCCCCAACCCCAGGGGGUGACACUGCCCUUCUAUUGUGCUUAAUGUGAUGUCUGAAUGGACUCACGCACCUCCCAAAAGGCCUUGUUCCAUUAAGGCAAAAGCUCCUCACUGUGCAUAUCUCUGGAGAUUUGUCCAGUGUGACUUUGAGUUUUCAAAUGGCUGUCAGUGUCAGGAGAAGCAUUUCAUGCUGUGUGCAUGUGAGUGUCCACAGCUUACCUUUGAAGGCUGUGGGUCACCAUCACAGUGGUGGUGUAAGAGCCCAAGUUGCCCGAGAUCUUUCUCUGCCAGAGGAUGCACAGGCUUAGCUUAGGAUAUGUCUGACCCGAUUUUGCAUGUCAAGCCUUUGUUCUUUUUCCGCCUUUUUUUCUUGUAAAAAUUAUGAACCCCAUCAAAUACUCUAUUAGGUAAAUAUUUUUAAAUCAUGCAGCUUUAUUACUUUCCUCCCCAAAGAAUGUAGUUUGAAAUUUUCUCCUUUUGGUAGUAGAGGUCAUAACUGCCAUUGUAUUACUAAUAAUGCAACAUGAAAUUAAAGGUGCCUAACUGCUUCAAAAACAAAAUCAGCCAUCAUACUCUAACUCUGGGCAAAAUGUAGAAACACAGAGGAGUGAGAGGUAGCACAGGCAUGAGUGGGCCCAGUCUGUGUGAGUGAAAAGAGUCACAGGGACAUGCGUCCUGCAUUCUUGCUGCACAUCUGCUGCUGAGCACGUGUUUCUCACUUUUAUGGUUUUCUUCUGUUGUAUUCAAAAUACCUUCUGGAACCAAUAGUGCUCAGGUGUUUAAAAUGUUAAGAUCUAUACCAAGUAAAGCAACUUAUACUGGGCUUUUUAAAAGCUGUGCUUGAGACCAUUUCCCUGAGUGAACCGGCGCCUCACGGAGCCUGUUUUUUAAGCAAAUUCAGCAGGAGAGGUGUGCACUGUUUUACUCGGUUUCGUAUUUGAUUUAAUAUCUUCAUUUGAAACGCUAAGAUGCAAUAUGGUUCACUUUGGGGAAAAUGCAAAAUUGUGUUUCCCUUUUAUCUGUGUGAUUUCUUAAACGUGUUUUUAAAAUGUAUUCCGAAUGGUUUUUUUAUCCUGUAUUACUGCUUUGGCCAUGUGGCUCUCAUGACUUUCAGUGUACCAGAUUCUCAGCUCCCUGAGAUGUGGGGAUGAGAAGCUCUGGAAUUACAGCAAGAUUUUCGUUCCAUGAGCGCAAUACUGCAUUGUUAACAUUUUUAAUGGUAUGAAUUUUAUACCAUCUGCGUAUGUUUGCAAAUAUUAAGUUAUUACAUGUUUUCAAAUGAGCAUUUUUCAUCCUAAAUUUUAUAUGUUUGCAAAUAUAUUUUUUUAAUAAAAGUCCAAAACCAA